Spirodela intermedia is the source of this 321-nucleotide messenger RNA. The record is from the annotation of a GenBank genome assembly. Lineage: Eukaryota; Viridiplantae; Streptophyta; Magnoliopsida; Alismatales; Araceae.
AUGGCGUCGCUGCUGCCGCCGCCGGCUGCCGCCUACCCGGGUCUCCUGCCGGGGCAUCCGCCGCACGCGAGGGGCUCCUUCGGCCCCGUUUUCAUCGUCCUGGCUGUGAUUACCCUCCUUGCCUUGGUGGCAUGCUUCCUCAGCCGAGCCUGCGCCCGCCGAUACUCACAGCGGCAGUCCAACGCCGCCACCGUCUCCGGCGAUCUCGAAGGCGGGGCUUUCGAAAUGAGUUUUCCCUCUCCGGCUAAACCAGUCAUGACCGGCGCGACCCGAGAGGCCAAGACCGCCGCAGGCGCCGGCGCCGCCAAAAGCCCAGCUUAG